This is a messenger RNA of Laccaria bicolor S238N-H82, 1170 nucleotides long. RefSeq lists its product as uncharacterized. The transcript has 11 exons. NCBI's taxonomy places the organism in Eukaryota, Fungi, Basidiomycota, Agaricomycetes, Agaricales, Hydnangiaceae. The coding region runs from base 1 to 1170 and encodes 389 amino acids. The record is from RefSeq and is a predicted model, not a curated record.
AUGAGGUGCACUCGUCGCCAUUCUUGGUUCGAGUUCUGCAAUCAUUGCACUCGCCGCUUCAUGGACUUUUUGCGGAAACCCACCCUGAUGAGCGGUGCAGGAACUUUCGAUAUUUAUGCCACGUCGCACAUGCACCAAGAGGCUCUCAGGACGUGUGUAUCCCAUCAUGAUCAUAUAUCCAAGGUAGCGCUACCCUCUCCCACUGCUCUCCACGAUAUCACACGUUUUCGCGCAGAUCUACUAUCUUACCCAAUGCGGUUUGAGGCGUAUAUUGGCGAGAGGCUCUCACGAAGGGACGAACAGGCCGUGGAACUCGGUGGAGUGUCGGGCCUCGACACUCCAACACUGUGGGAUGCAUGUUUGGUUGUGUUUGGCAAGGGCUUCGGAGCAGACAUUCCCAUCAUCAUCAUCAUCAUUCACCUCAAGCAUUGCGACCGAGCUCCGAGGAAGCAUUCCCAUCGGGUCACUCGGCACCUCUCCAUCGGUCUCCGAAUAAUUAUAGGGAAAAUGGGCUCCCCAGUGGCUAAAGGUUUGGAGGUUCGGUUCAGUCUGAACCUGUUCUCCAGAAAAUUUCUGGAGCGCGAACCUGAAACUGAACUCGAACUGAACUUUGCGUUCGGUCCAGAAGGAAACUUUGCGAUUGAACUACCAUCUCCUACCGAAACCUGCUUCCCUUCUUCUCCUAGUAACAUUGGGUCUCAGAUCUCAGAUCUCAUCUCUCAGUGCCCGUUCUGUCUGCCCGAUAGCAAGAAGACGGUUUUCAAGAAGCUCUUCGUGAAACUUACUGACUCUGAGCGAUUGCCUGAGUCACCUGACACCAUUCGUGAUGGCGAGGAGGCUAAACUACGAGACAAGACAAUUCCUUGCAUCAAGCGGAAGGGUUUCAGAGAGGCGGAGCUUAACGCCACUGUAUCACGAAGCCCACUAUUCGUCGUCUCGCUCGUUGUGGAGCAUUCCCACAUCAGCUCAACCACUGCCUCUAUAUCAAUGGGAAACUGUGCAUUGGAGGAGUUGCGUGUUACGUCGCCCGUCCACUCGUCCUCCCUCGCUGAUGACGCAUGUUCGACAGUUCUUCUUGCCACCACCAACUCAGGCAUCGCCAAUCCAGAUUGUUGCACGUUUGCCGCUGACUGUAGUGGCCUGAACUGCUGCUCCUUGAGGUUUUGGUAA